AUGCUGGAAGAAAAUGAUGCCAACAAAAGCCGAGUCGGAACAUCUGAGCCACCGUAUUGUCAAGCCAAAGUAGCCAUUUCUACCACUUCUGUGAGGAAAGUCCAUCGCACAGUACAGCAAGUAAGCAGAUAG
Aspergillus niger is the source of this 132-nucleotide messenger RNA. RefSeq lists its product as uncharacterized. The transcript has 3 exons. The record is from RefSeq and is a predicted model, not a curated record. NCBI's taxonomy places the organism in Eukaryota, Fungi, Ascomycota, Eurotiomycetes, Eurotiales, Aspergillaceae. Bases 1 to 132 code for a protein of 43 amino acids.